This is a messenger RNA of Pecten maximus, 816 nucleotides long. RefSeq names its product proteoglycan 4-like. The transcript has a single exon. Lineage: Eukaryota; Metazoa; Mollusca; Bivalvia; Pectinida; Pectinidae. The coding region runs from base 1 to 816 and encodes 271 amino acids. The record is from RefSeq and is a predicted model, not a curated record.
AUGACACCAAAGUCCCCCAGCCUGUCUCUAUCACUCCCAACAGGAACCAAUCCAAUGAUACCAAAGUCCCUCAGCCUGUCUCUAUCACUCCCAACAGGAACCAAACCAAUGACACCAAAGUCCUCCAGCCUGUCUCUAUCACUCCCAACAGGAACCAAACCAAUGACACCAAAGUCCCUCAGCCUGUCUCUAUCACUCCCAACAGGAACCAAUCCAAUGACAACAAAGUCCCUCAGCCUGUCUCUAUCACUCCCAACAGGAACCAAACCAAUGACACCGAAGUCCCUCAGCCUGUCUCUAUCACUCCCAACAGGAACCAAACCAAUGACACCAAAGUCCUCCAGCCUGUCUCUAUCACUCCCAACAGGAACCAAACCAAUGAUACCAAAGUCCCCCAGCCUGUCUCUAUCACUCCCAACAGGAACCAAACCAAUGACACCAAAGUCCUCCAGCCUGUCUCUAUCACUCCCAACAGGAACCAAACCAAUGACACCAAAGUCCUCCAGCCUGUCUCUAUCACUCCCAACAGGAACCAAACCAAAGACACCAAAGUCCUCCAGCCUGUCUCUAUCACUCCCAACAGGAAUCAAACCAAUGACACCAAAGUCCCCCAACCUGUCUCUAUCACUCCCAACAGGAACCAAACCAAUGACAACAAAGUCCCUCAGCCUGUCUUUAUCACUUCCAACAGGAACCAAACCAAUGACAACAAAGUCCCCCAGCCUGUCUCUAUCACUCCCAACAGGAAUCAAACCAAUAACACCAAAGCUUCCCAGCAUGCCACUCUACGACUCCCAACAGGAACCAAACCAAUGA